AUGGGUGACGGUGGUGUCCUGCUCACCGCACUUGUCCUGCUGCUGGCCGCCGUGGCUGUCUGCUGGGCCAUCGGCCACUGGCAACCACGGCGGCGGCACACACGGACAGCAGCGACGAGGAGCAAGCGCUCCCGCGUCUGGCCCAGAGGCUCUCGGAGGAAGCGAGGAGCCCCCGCGGCUCCCAGGUCCUGCGGGCCUCGGGCCACCUCUCACAAGCGGCCACGCGCUCCCGCCAGCCCCACGCGCGGCGCCUGCAGCUGCCGCCGCUGCACGGCAGUGGCCCGCGAGCUGCAGGAACUGAUGCUGCUGCUCUGGGCUGGCACUGGGACACGUGUGCCGCUCUACGCGGGGAUGUGGCAGGCGCUGUGGGAAGGACUGGAGGAGCUGGGGAAGCGAGGCCACCUGCCCUGCUGCGGCUCCUUCAGAUCCUCCACAAGCCUCCGUCCCCGCAAGAGGCUGCUCCCAGCAAGACUCUCCAUCCCUGGGAGCGCCUCAACCCCUGCAAGGAUGGCACAGCAGCGGAGACCCGCCAUCCACGCAGGAGGUGCAGGCUGUCAGAGACCCUCCAUCCUGCCAGGAGCCUCUGCUAUCUCUGACAGCCUCCAUCCCUCGCAGAGGCUCAGUGAGACCUGUCGGCCUGCAGAAGGUGCAGAGCCCAUGCACAGGUCUCCCAGCUCCCUUGGGCUCACGGACUUCAAGGGCACAACCCCGAGCCUUGACGUGGCCAGGGAAAGCCCUGAAGUCCAGAUGGGAGCCCAGCCUGAGGCAGGGGAGCUCCAAGAGACCUGUCGGCCUGCAGAAGCUGCUCCUGGGACGCCCCCGGGCGAAGCCUCGGGCUGUAGCCCCGGCCGGCCACAAGAGCUGAGCGCGGCCCACGACGCCGGGGAUAGAGACGGGCGAAAGAAGGAGCUGCAGGAGCUCUACCAGCUGGGCCCGCAGCUGGGCAGCGGCGGCUUCGGCACCGUUUUCUCGGGCGUCCGCCUCUCGGACGGGAGGCCGGUGGCCGUCAAACGCAUGGCCCGGGAGAGCGUCCUGCAGUGGGUCGAGCUGCCCGACGGCACCUGCGUUCCGAUGGAGAUCGCGCUCAUGGAGAAGGUGGGCUCCGGCUGCCGCUUCAUCAUCCAGCUGCUGGACUGGUUUGAGCUGCCUGACAGCUUCGCGCUGGUGAUGGAGCGUCCGGAGCGGUCGCGGGAUCUCCUGCAGCUCCUGCGGGAGCACGGGUUCCUGAGCGAGGACAAGGCGCGCUGGCUCUUCUGCCAGGUGUUGUGCGCCGUGCAGCACUGCACCGCCUGCGGCGUCCUGCACCGGGACAUCAAGCCGGAGAACCUCCUCGUGGACCCGGCAUGCGGAGAUCUGAAGCUGAUUGACUUCGGCUGCGGCACCUUCCUCCAGGAGCGAGCCUUCACGCGAUUUGCCGGAACACAGGCGUACAGCCCGCCCGAGUUGGUGGCCAUGGGCUGCUACCGCGGCGAUUCGGCCACCGUGUGGUCCCUGGGCGUGCUGCUGUACGCAAUGGUGUGCGGGAGCCUCCCCUUCAAGGACAACCGCGCCAUCGUGCUGGGGCAGCUCUUCUUCGGGCCGCAGGUCUCUCCAGAGUGCCAGCACCUCAUCUGCUGGUGUCUGUCCAAGCACCCCGCGGACAGGCCACAGCUGGAGGAGAUCUUGCGCCACCCUUGGCUGCGGGGCUGGCGGUUUUGAGGCCUUGCCAGAGCCUCUGCAGCACCCAGGUACCCGGGCCCAGGCAGGACUCAAUAAAAGACAAAAACACCAAACCAACCACAAACCAAAAAAUAAAACAACCACCAACCCAUUCCCGGCUGUCAGGUCUGGUGCUAUUUGGGACCAUUUCCACUCCGAGCCGAGCCCCAAUGUCCCCUCAUAAUGACCGCCAGCUUGAGGGAGGAGCCGCCAUUUAAGGGAAGCCGUGAGGGGCAAGCAGUCACCCCGCAAAGAAAUGGGGGUAAUCUGGGAAAACACCCACACAUAUCAAACACCCACCAGCUCCCCGAGUGAGGAGGGACCCUGGCAACUCCCAGAGUGACGCCAGCUCCUCUGGUCACUUUUGAAACGUCACCCCCGAAGGGCACGGGAGCAGGUGAUUCCCCAAUGUCAGCAGGCAAGCAGGUGAGGCAGAAGGCUGGCUUGCCUGAACAGGCAUCUUCUCUGGGAAAUAGCAUGGAAAAGGAAGCUGUGUGCCCAGUGGAAAGCAGGUCACAGAUGCUUCUUGCCACUGAAGGGAGAGAUUUGGUGUGGCGAAAGCUCAGCUGGAGAUGAAGGUGGCCAGAAAUGUGAGGCACAAUAAAAAGCAGUGUUUUCAAAUACAUUAAAGGGAAAAAAAAUCAUUGUAAAAGUAACAUUGUCCCCUACCAGGAUGUGGAUGGUCACCUCACAGACAGGGGCAGAGACACGGUACAGGUGUUUAAUGCAUUCUUUGCCUCUGUCUUCAACACUCAUCCCUCCCUUCCCAGUGGAAAACGGUGCAUUGUAGCAAGGGACACAGCAGAGUUUUGGAAGAGGGCAAGCCCUGCUCAGCAGAAACCAAACCACCCCUGUUUGAUUCACAGCAUUCCCAUCCAAGCCCAACACAGGCCAGCUUCUUGGAAGAAAGGAAGCCUA
This is a messenger RNA of Prinia subflava (tawny-flanked prinia), 2616 nucleotides long. RefSeq names its product serine/threonine-protein kinase pim-2-like. Gene Ontology annotation, molecular function: ATP binding; protein serine/threonine kinase activity. The coding region runs from base 1 to 1698 and encodes 565 amino acids. Gene Ontology annotation, cellular component: cytoplasm. Gene Ontology annotation, biological process: protein autophosphorylation. NCBI's taxonomy places the organism in Eukaryota, Metazoa, Chordata, Aves, Passeriformes, Cisticolidae. The transcript is spliced from 7 exons. The record is from RefSeq and is a predicted model, not a curated record.